This is a messenger RNA of Phytomonas sp. EM1, 3951 nucleotides long. Lineage: Eukaryota; Euglenozoa; Kinetoplastea; Trypanosomatida; Trypanosomatidae. The record is from the annotation of a GenBank genome assembly.
AUGAACCCCUCGGCACGGAAGAAUGGUCUCACUCCUAAAGUAAGGGAUCCCUGUCACUGUCCCUCUAGGGAUUUGACUAGCAAGGAAAAUCAUUUGCUGGUCGUUUCCUUAUGGCAUGGACUUUUCUUCCCCUCGAUUGAAUCUACGGCACCACAAAAUUCUCCUGACUCUCGUCAAAACUCGUUACCUAGCAAGAAUCAAACAAGUGAGGAAGAAGGUGUGCGGAUGGAGAGCAAGGGAGUCCUUCGACUGCUGGAGGCAGUCGGGUAUUGUGGCGCUCGCAAGGUACUUGUUCAAUUAGAAAACGCCCUUGCAUCGGAUUUGGGGAACAUGAAUAACCCCUCUUCAGAUUUGGCAAGCCAGGUCCUAUCCAAUGUAGGUCUAAGAAGUGAUAAUAACAUGGAGAAUGGAUUAAACGUUGAUUUCAACAAAAUACACAAACUUGGCAUGUCUUUUCAGCGAUACUUCUUUGUGUGCGCUACCGAAUACGCAAUGUCAAAAGGUGGUCCUCAGCCUGUCCCUUUAAGACAAGAAGAGGGUGAGCCUGAAAUCAAUCUUACUCCUCUUCAAACUGUCCUUCAGGCAGCUUUGGAUAUGCAUCAACAGCAGCGCCCAAUUCCAUCAGCUGAAUGCGCAGAUGAGCUUUAUGGGUGGUUCUCGCAAAUUGCACACGCUAUCAUCUGUAAGGAGGAAGUUAGUACGCGGGUCAACAAAGAAAUGAAUCAUAUUGAAGCAGUCCCUCUUUUAUUUGAGCUGACCUCUAUCGAGGGGGAUGUUUCUUCCUCCGUGAAGACACCUGGCUCAGACGCUGGGGUUCCAUUUCAAGAACAAUCAUGGCUAAAACGUAUUUUCCACGCCUCUAUGCUAUACGGCGCACUUUGUGUCUCCUCUAGUUACACUGCUGUUCGACCGCUGGCAGUGUUGCUCACGGCUUACAUCUUUCAGGACUGUCCCUCAAUGAAAACACGACUCCUGAGCAUCACCUGUCCCACAAGUUCGACGAUAACAACUUGUUCAGAACAUUUUGAUGAUGAUUUUUGGCGUGUAUUGACACUCACGCGCCUUCGCGGGGUAGUCGCGGGGGUGCUAGAGUUCACGUUACGGCUUCAGGAUGCUGAUGUCAUUACUGUACGUCGUGCUGUUGAUCUACUUAUGGAGGAAAACGGAAACGAUUCCUAUGAGAUGUCCUCGCUAGAAGGGAUUUCUCCUGAACCCGGAAAAUCCUUAGGUGUGCUUCAAUCAGCCGUAAUUCUUUUGAUGCAACUAAUCCAGCGAACCGUGGAAUGGACCACGACACGAUGUGCUUUAGGUGCUGAAGGCGUUCCCGAGCACGACCCUGAUUCAGGAGCAUCGUCGCUAUCAACUCGCGUCUCCGAGCCCAUCAUGGCGGCGAAGGAGAUAGUUCACGAGAUUCAAGAGUUGCUCUUUGCAGUCGUUCUCGGUGCAGGAACGCUGCAGAUGCCCAACCGCCCAACAUUACCCACAGCGGCGAAGCCACUGCCCCCACAUGCAAAGAAAUUGGUCCACCCGAAAAAAGGGCUUCGAAAGACCCCUUCUCUUCGAGCGGUCGAAGAUGGCUGGAUGGUUGUAACGCGACGUGCCCUGACACUCGGCGAGGCAGACGCUCUCUGUGAGGGGCUGUUUCCGGCGUUAUUGCAGCAACUAGGUUGGGAGUGGCCGUGGUCCGAGCUGCUUCGUCAGUGCCGCAUGCUCGACAAGCAGCAGCAGGCCCCCCCCUUCCCAUUCAUUGCUUGGAGAAGCUGUCAGCUGAUCGACACCGUCCUCAUGCGUGUCGCGCAGCGCACGUACCCUAAGCGUCUGCAGUAUGUCCUGCCUAGGAGUUAUCAUCGCCUGUUGGACGCGUUAGACCUCUCUCCCUGUGCCUCGACGGGAAUCGGUGAGGUCGCUGGCGAAGGGAGCCUCUCCUCUUCCCCUCCGGAGCUCUUUCCCAUGCCUCCGUACUACGCCGAGGCGGGCGGGGCUGUGGUGGGGUACCUUCGCCUCUCAGGGCUGGGCGGGGUGCGGGUGGGGGAGGUGGAGCGGGUGCUGUCCCAGGCCACGCGGACCCUACCGAUGGUCGUCCGUCUCCGCGCCCUUGCCCCGCCCUCCCCUUCCCAGGAGGGCUGUGACAACGCGGGGGACGGGCGGGGGGCGCGGGCCCUUCUCUCGGUAGAACGUGUGGAGGAGUUGGAGGCGCGGUACCGUGCGGAGGUACUGUUGGCCUCGGUCGUGAGCUACACCCAACUCCGUGUGCCCAGUCAGGUGCAGAGCCUCAUGCGGACCUUGGCCCCGCUCUUCGACAAGCUGUCCUCCGCGUGCUGCCGGAACUACGCCUCGUUUACGUCAUCCAUUAUCAUCCCUGCUAGUACCAACGGCACCUCUCGGUUUCAUAUCAAUGACGGGGACGGUAACAACUUGGCCAGCGUCACAUCCGCCUUCGGCCUGUGCUUCACAAAGGAGGUGGAGCAUCUGAUCAACAGGAUAGGCUAUCAAUUUUACCCCUUGGAGUGGAUGCCAGCGGUGGCGACUGCGUACUACGAAUCCAUAAGCACUGCCUCUUCGAAUGGAAAUAACGAUACUAGCGCCGCGAGCCGAUGUAUCGCUUCCUCAGCACUUCCCUACUCAGUGUUCGCCGCGGUCGCGCACCAAUUCGGCGCUAACUUUAAUAUCGCGCUAGGUAGCAGUGGUGAGCCCUCGCAGCGGCACCCCGCUGGGGCCCCUGCCACGCUUGUGGUACCAUCCUUCAUGACCUCUAGAAGCAGUGGAGUUGGUUAUGUCGACAGUAACCUCAGGUCGAACAUAUCAGACCACAGCGUCAACAAAGUGGUACGCUGGAAACGUGCGGAUUUUUUCUUACAAGUUCUUAUGCUGGACUGCUUCUUGUGCUGCAGGAGCUCUUCUUGUGAAUUGGAGGGCACGAUGGCGGUGGCUGGGACGCGACGGGUUCACACACCACCUGGAAGCGCCGCAGCUGGCCAUGAGAGCACUCUCUGGAGGGCGGCUGGCAACCUUCGGCCCGGCAUUUUGGAAGCGUUUUGGACUCAGGAAGCUUUGUGCUCGCCCUCAGUAGGUAAAGCUGAGAUCAACACGGAAGCACCGGUGUCAGGUGAUCGGACUAAUUAUGGUAAUAUUCCCUCGCUAAAGCGAGCUCGUCGGGAAGAGGAGCAAACAUCUUCUUCAGUAGAAGAGGAUAGAGAAGCCAUAAAAGGACUGGUAGAUGUACUGCUCAGCUACGGUGCCGCCUCUUUUGAAACCACAGUCGAGUCUAAAGAUAUCAUUUUGGUUUUGAUGCAAUCCUUUCUUCCCUCCACAGCUUUGGAGAAUGACGGAGGGAAUAAAAGUAAUUACUCCAAAGCUCGUGCUGAGGAGAAGACCUCGACCCAGUUUCUGCGGCAGGCAUCUGCAUGGGCCCAGGAAAUGGUCGGCUCGCAGGCGGAGCAUUCGCGGGUGCGAAUGCUACUCCGACAAAAAUUGCAAUCCCCCCAGACUUCAUUGCCUGCAUCAUCGCACCAUUUGAACCAGAUUCAUAGCGUUUACCAUGCAGUGUUUAACAGCUGCACCUGGGAUGCAUGCAGCCCCGCCCGCCGUAUAUUUCGCCAAGUUCCAUCACGCCUGCUCGAGAAAGCUAAGCUUCGGCGUGCGAUUACGGAUAGUUUGACAAAGUGGCGUGAUGCUUGUCUUCAGGACAAGCUCGAUGCAAGCGCUUCUCUUGAUCUCAAGGUCUCAUCCCAAGCCAAGGCUCAUGGAAUUCAAACUAUUAUCGCUGCUGUCGAUCCUCUUUUACGAUAUCAGUGGCUGCAGUGGAAGGCCAUUAUAGGCAAGCUUGACUGGAAACCACAAGGGACUGAUGUGGAGUUCGCACGGAACUUUGCUAUGCAUCCUUCAGAGAUCCCUGACCUGAGUACCGCUCAAUGGUUAUGGUAUUCUUCAUAUUUUACGCAAUCGUUGUGA